Molecule: messenger RNA, 1175 nt
Organism: Mercenaria mercenaria
Lineage: Eukaryota; Metazoa; Mollusca; Bivalvia; Venerida; Veneridae
Exons: 5
Coding region: 30-392 (120 amino acids)
Source: RefSeq, a predicted model, not a curated record
CCCAUUAAUUUUGAAACGUUAAUUGUUUUAUGUCUAUGUGCUUUACGAAUUCAGGGAAACCACAAGAUGUAUCCACUGACAAAUCAGCAACACCUACGAUAAUUAUUUUGACGACACUCCUUGCUACUACUUCCACUGCACUAUGUAUUCUAAUUUUGAUCAAAAUAAUUAAGAAAAUAAGUUCUACAGUCAGGCGAACCCAGGAGUCUAUAAUUCGAAGUUCCUUUCAAAAUUCAGAAAAUGAAGAAGUAAUCGCUGUUACUGAGGUAGAUAAUGCCACCUAUGAAAAUCUCAAUACAACUCAUGGUGCUCCGGAAGACACGUAUGAUACAGCCUCUCACAGCGUACAAGAAAGUGCGGUCAAUUCCGGGGAACAGGAUACAUGUAUAUAAAUCUGCAUAUAAAAAAACAUGAAAUGCCAAUCUCUUUCCGUGGCGGUUUUCUACACUUGCACAACAUACGUAUAACUAAGAAAGAGGACUUGGAUAUUUUAAUGUGAAAUUCCUUUACUCCACAUAAUAUUUAAAAGAUUGUGUAAUUACGUUGUCCUGCAAAUGAUCAGUUCUAUUAACUUAUUUCAAUGAUAUCGCAACGACAUAACACUUGUCUGCUUAUUACCUACAGUAAAUGACUUUGAACACAUCAGUGUUUUAUGUGGUCUUUACAUGUAUUCAAGUGGUAGAUUUAAUCGAGGUCUUAUAAUAACUACGAUUUAUCAGAAGUAUUGAAUUUAGAACAAUGUAUUAUACGUAUUUAUGUUUGUAAGAAUGUUAUCUGUGUAAACUACUAAUUGUGUGUGGUAUUUAAUUAUAAAAUUAACAUAUUUGCCUGAAAAUUAUCACUUUGCUAAACAUACUCAUUGUUGUCACAUCAUUUACAAUAUGCGUGAGCAGUUAUGAAUUUGCCUUUAAGUUACUUAAUAAGAAAAAAAGGAGAAACUCGAAAGAAGACUCUGCCAUUGGUCGUGGAAAGAUCUGCAGCAUUUAAUGUAAAAGCUACUUUCUCAUUAAGUUUUCUUUACAAGUAAUACAGCAAAAACAACAACAAGAAACGCUUUUCGAUUCAGUAAGUGUAUAUAAUAUGGUAUCAGGUAUGACAAAUCUAUAAGUUUUCAUCUUGUUGUUAGUCUUGUGUUUGCUGUUCAUAUUUGUUAAAUGAAACAUCCAAAUAUAUAU